Linum trigynum is the source of this 1861-nucleotide messenger RNA. The record is from the annotation of a GenBank genome assembly. Lineage: Eukaryota; Viridiplantae; Streptophyta; Magnoliopsida; Malpighiales; Linaceae.
ACUACUGAUAGCACAUUAAAUUUUUAGUAUUUUACCUUAAAAGAUGCUCGGGAGAGGGCAGAGGUUAUUAUCUAGGAUUAACCUCUAGACACAAACAUACACAGAUACAGUCGUUUCCCGUCCUCGACGGAAUAUUGUCACCGCCUCCGGCUGACGCGAAUCCUUCUUCCAUGGAUGACCAAACUCCGAAGAAUCCUCCUCCCACCGACGGAGCGGCGGAGGAGAUGGAUGGUGAUCAGUCUUCGGCUACCAUGGUCGACCUAACCAGCUUCCAGCUCCACGAUCUCACCUCCGUCGAGCUGCCGCCGACGCUCACCGAAUUAGACCUCACGGCCAAUCGCUUGUCCAGCUUGGACCCCAGGAUCGCCCACCUCUCUAACCUCACCAAGCUCUCUCUCCGUCAGAACCUCAUCGACGACGCCGCCGUCGAGCCCCUCUCCAAUUGGGACCUCCUCUCCGGACUCGAGGAACUAGUGCUCAGAGACAAUAAGCUCGGCAAGAUCCCUGACGUUGCCAUAUUCAAGAAGCUCUUGGUUUUCGACGUAUCGUUCAAUGAGAUCAAUUCUGCGCAAGGAUUGUCCAAGGUCUCUUCUACGCUUAGGGAGCUCUACGUCUCCAAAAAUGAGGUUCCUAAGAUGGAGGAGAUUGAUCAUCUCUUUCAGUUGCGAAUUCUUGAACUUGGUUCUAACCGACUGAGGGUAAUGGAGAAUAUUGAAAAGCUGACAAACUUGGAGGAGUUAUGGCUUGGAAGGAAUCGUAUCAAACAGGUUAACCUUUGUGGAUUGAAAUGCAUCAAGAAGAUAAGUUUGCAGAGCAAUCGUUUGACUUCCAUGACGGGGUUUGAGGGCUGUGUUGCAUUAGAGGAACUGUACUUGAGCCAUAAUGGUAUUGAGAAAAUGGAAGGCCUAUCAACCUUGGUUAAUCUCCGUGUACUUGAUGUAUCGUCUAACAAGCUCACUUCUGUUGAUGACAUUCAGAAUCUGCCUAAGCUAGAAGAUCUAUGGCUCAAUGACAACAGAAUCGAGUCUCUUGGAAGCAUUUCUGAUGCUGUUGCUGGCUCGAGAGAGAAACUGACCACAAUCUACCUGGCAAACAAUCCAUGUGCAAAGUCUUCUGACUACUGUUCUACAUUGAAGCAGAUUUUUCCAAACAUUCAGCAAAUUGACUCCAACGUGUAUGGUUAAUCUGCAGCUAGUGGAAAAACAGAUUUUCCAUUAAGAGUCCUAAGCUAUGCGCGCGAUGGCUACGGAUGGCGCAGUCUGUUCUUAUUAGCAAGCAACAAAUCACCAUGUUGGUCUGUGGGUUUGCAGGUCACAUGACCUUCCAGUUUUUUGUGGGGAGGAAAACGAUAGUUUAUAUUGUUGAUUAUUACAUGGAGCUAGCUGUCAUGAAUUAACUCCCGGUGUAGAUUAUUCGUCUCUGCUUCUGAUUAUCUUGUUUUGCUUAAACGAUCUGCUCUCUGUGUGACAUUUCUUGGUUGUCCUUCCUUCCCUCUGAAGAGGUCGAAGUUUGAGAUGUAUGAAUUCCUUGGCCACUGAACUUAAUCCUUCCACUGUUAACGGGUUGGGGCAAUGCUUUCUGACGCAUGGUGGAGGAGUUUAUAGGAAGUUCUUAAUCAUUCAAUCAUAUUUGCUGGAACUUCGGCGAAACUUUCUUCACGUCCUUCUUUCUGUGGCUCCUUCAAGGUGGUUUCUGGUGGAGAUAACAGUAUCUUCUGAACUUUUGCGUUCUAUGAAUCUAGGAUUUCUCUUUGUUUACCUAGGUUGUUGUUCAGCUGUUCAGGACGGUGAUUGAUGGUCGAAGGUUUUGUUGAACUCUGGUCGUUAAACUCCUGUCUGAGGAAAAAAUGUCGGUACUGUGA